AUGGCAAAAUUAAUGAACGUAAUACCGAAAUAUACAGGAAACCAAACUGAUGACAUACAUUUAUGGUUUAAAAGAAUUAAAACUGUUCAAGAGACUAAUGAAGAAGAAAAAAAGCCCUCAUUGGCAUUAAUUGGUAAACUUGAAGGGAGGGCUCUAGAAUGGUUCCAUUUGAAGCCAGAAUUUGCAGCAAUGAGCUGGGUAGAAUUUAAAGAAAUAAUGUUUAAAAUAUACAAGAAGAAAGACAAUACAGCUUAUGAAAGAAUUUCAACAACGAAAGUGAAUAAGGGGAUUGGUCUUGAAGAGGCUGACAUUAUUUCUUAUGUUAUUGAUGGUAUGGACAAUACUAAUUUACAAAUGCAAGCACAAUUCAAUUUUGGGACGAAAAUAAAAAAAACAUAUCCACUGCUUUUAAAAGUAUUUAAUUAA
Brassicogethes aeneus is the source of this 426-nucleotide messenger RNA. Lineage: Eukaryota; Metazoa; Arthropoda; Insecta; Coleoptera; Nitidulidae. The record is from the annotation of a GenBank genome assembly.